Messenger RNA from Toxorhynchites rutilus septentrionalis, 5844 nucleotides. RefSeq lists its product as uncharacterized. Gene Ontology annotation, molecular function: protein serine/threonine kinase activity; ATP binding. The coding region runs from base 298 to 3639 and encodes 1113 amino acids. The record is from RefSeq and is a predicted model, not a curated record. Gene Ontology annotation, cellular component: cytoplasm; nucleus. Gene Ontology annotation, biological process: signal transduction; peptidyl-serine phosphorylation; endocytosis. NCBI's taxonomy places the organism in Eukaryota, Metazoa, Arthropoda, Insecta, Diptera, Culicidae. The transcript has 6 exons.
AGUCAGUGAAAGAGAACAAGAGCCAGCAAAGGGAGCUAAUAAGUCCCACCAGAAAAACGAAACAUCUUCAAUCACCGUACAAGAAGGUAGUGAAAUGUAGUGCGAAUUUGAUGCUGAAAAACGCAAUCCUUCAACAGCAUGUUGAUGUGACACAUACAACAGCGAAGAAAAUUAUGAAUAAUUAGCACAGUGUGGCUGGAACGGGAGCAUAGACAAAGUUUUCCGGCCAAGACAUUCGUUUCCGGCGGAAAGUCGGCCAUCAUUAGCAUAAGGAAAAAAAAUCGAUCACCGAAAAUAAUGGGCAAAAGAAAUGCUGGAGAAAGUGAAAAUCAUUAUGAAUCCCCUCAGAAACGGCAGAAGGUCGACUCGUUUUCCGCAUCGUUCGCGGAAACGCCCAACGGCAGUCCGGCACUCAAUUUGAGUUUCACCCUGACGCGGGAGUUUGUCGAAGGAACAAUAUUGACUGAUUUAGCGCUGAAAGACUGGCGUAUCGGGAAGCCCAUAGGUAAAGGCAGCUUCGGAGAAAUUUUUCUAGCGUCGGAUGACAUAUUCAAGCCAGUCACGAGUGAGAAUGCAAGAUAUGUGGUCAAAAUCGAGCCACACUCAAACGGGCCGUUGUUCGUGGAGAUUCAUGCCUUACUAAAUACAGCCAAGAGAACAGAAAGCAACGUCAUUCCACCUGGUAUGCCAGAAUACAUCGCUUCGGGUUCACAUUACUUCAAAAAUGAACGCUACAGAUUCCUCAUUUUAAAACGCUAUCAGCGUGACCUUCACUCGCUGAUAAAGAACAAACGGAUGGACCCAAAGAGUAUUCCCGUGAUUGCUUGUCAGAUUCUGGACGUGUUGGAGCAUCUACAUGACAAGGGCUACGUACACUCGGACAUUAAAGCUGAGAAUUUGAUGAUAGGUAAGGUUCCAGUCUCAGCGACAACUAGCGUGAUAAGUACAAAACUUUCGGAAAGCAGUCCGAAAGGUGCGAAGAAAAACAACGCCGUUAGCAACGGUUACAGUGGACUCUCUUCAACACCGACGGUGAUGACAAAGAAAUCCACGGUCGAGUUCUGCGGAUCGAACCCGGUCCGAUCGUGUCGGGCUUUCGGAGGAGCGGAUUCCGAAACGUAUCAAGACAUGGUAAAGUCGCACUACUUGCGACCGUUGAAGAAUAUCGUUUACAGAGACGAUAGCGACGAGGAGGACUUGAAGAACGGGAAAAAGAAGCGAAAGCGAAAAAAGGACGGUGACUGUAGCAAAUCGUUCUUCUACAAAAUAACAGCACGGAAUGUGGAUGAGAACUAUAAGCAAAUAAAAGUUCAGGUUAGCCGUAAUGGUGCUGCAUUUGACAUGGAAACACCCAAGGUGUCGGUGAAUGGUAGAGAGAAAAAGGCAGCCGUCGAACCGAGGGAGGAUCGUAUUCAUCUGAUCGAUUUUGGACUGGCAUCGAAAUUCCUAGAUUCGACGGGCCAGCACCGACCGUUCUGUAUGGAUCAGCGCCGGGCGCACGAUGGAACGCUGGAGUUUACCUCGCGGGAUGCACAUAUGGGUGCGCACGCCAGACGCAGCGAUUUGGAGUGUUUAGGUUAUAACCUCGUCUUCUGGAGUCGUGGAUUCCUCCCGUGGAAGGAUGAAAAGCUGCUCAAUCAACCGGAGCAGGUGCACCGCAUGAAGGAGUACUUCAUGACGGAUGUGCGUGAAAUGUUGAAGAUGAUCUACGGCGAGGAUUGUCCGAAGUACCUCGGGGAGUUUCUGCACUACGUUGGCGGGUUAACGUACGACGAGCGGCCAGACUAUGAUUAUCCAAGGUCACUGUUCCAUCAAGAACUGCGCCGGCUGGGCCACAAUCCAAAAUCACGCCUCGUGCUGAACGUGAGCGAUAUUGCCAAGUUGAGUCAGCCGCUGACCGCCCAGGAUGAGGCAGAAAUUACAAACAAAAUAAACCAUGUCAAAUCGUUGAUGAAGAUGGGCGUCCUGCCUUACAGGGAGAGUACAUUGCACAGUAAGACAACGUCGCCGAAGAACCUUCGCUCGAAGCGGGACAGUACACGGACGCCGGCCAAUGGCAAAAUAAACGGAGCGAAGGAUGAUCUUGUGGUGACCAACGGCAAGGAUACGAAGGAGAAGAAAUUUUCCUGGUCUGAUAUUCUCAGUACCGAUCCGGAUCAGAUUGCAAGGGAACGUGCCGAAAAGGAGUUCGAACGAGCGGAUCAAAUGGAGGAGGUUGUGAUUAAAUACAGCGGUAAUCCAACUUACGCCAUUCGUGAUCUAGAAAACAAACGGGUGCAUGGGACCGCGGGGGGAGGACUGGAUUAUACCGAGAGUGAAGACUACAUCCGUGGGUACACAAAACCUAUGAUGGAUAUUUUGAAGAAGCGACAGUCACAGCUUAUGAGGGAUUUGAGCCAAUCCUGUUAUAGUAAUGGGGUUAAGGAACCACCCGAUGAUAAGCAGGGCAGCCGAAACAGUGACAAUGAUGAUGAUAAUGAUGAGGAAGAGGAAGAUGUCGAUGAAAACAGCAGCGAGAAUGACCAAUAUGUAGCGGAAAGAGAUGCAAACGGCCUAGAGGAAGCAGAUUCCGGAAAUGAUGACGUUGUCAGCGAGGAAAGAGAAGAGGAUGACCAAAUUCACAAAAAGGGAAAACGCACUCAGGGUAAACAGCAGGAAUCGCGAAAACCUGGUCGAAAGAGGAAACACGUUGUCCGGAAGAAUGAAAGCGAUAGCGAUUUUAUAAAUGAUGCUGAAGAGGGGGAUGAUCUGUCGGAUAGUAUCGAGGCGAUAGGGAAAAAUCGUAAAGUUCGUAGGGGCCACUUGCAAUCCGAGAGUAGUGAUCAACAUGAUAGUGAUUUUAACGAUCAGGAGAGCUCGGAGUAUGAGAGUCGUGAAAGGCGUAUCAAGAGACCACGGGGCCGACCAAGACUGAACAGGGAUGAUCUGAAACCUGACCAGAAUCGACCAUACUCAAAAGCCAACGGUGGUAAAGAAACAAAUGUUCCUGUGAUAGCAAAACAUAACAAUAACAAUAACAAACCGUACUACGGUGACGUGGAUGAUUCAUCCCAUGACGUUCCAACGCAACAGCACAUGUAUCGGUUAAUGAAACGACGCAAGUCCGGUCUACGUGAACGGAUACGCCAGACCGACAGAAGUAUUAAAUAUCACGACGAUCUGCAGCUGAAGAGGUCAAAGAAAAGUCCACGGAAACGGUACAGUGACGAUGAAGACUACUGUCAGAUGGACGAAACUUCCUGUAGUUCAGCACAUUCGAUCGCUUCCGUCGCUUCUUCUGUGACGGCCUCUAGUGAUAAUUCAAACUUUUCUGAAUACCUAACCGCCGCUGAUUCCAAACGGAAAUCUACCCGGAAACGUGCAAUUCGAUCAUACUCAAACAGCAGUCGUUCGGCGCUAUCCUCGAACUCGCGUUCUUCGCCCGUCCGCAAUGUGGCAAAUGGUGUAACCAGUAAUGGCAGCAGUAAUCGGGCCAUGGCCAUUGGUGACGAUGACGAAUUUUACGAUGACGAUGAUACGCGUGACAUGGACUACAGUCCGACAAAAGCAAAACGGGGUCGAAAGCCGCAUGGGCCACGUAAGACGGUUACCUUUAAGAAGAAGAACGGCGAAUGUAAAGGAUCCUUCUCACUUGUCUAAGGUGACGUUUCGUUCAUUCGCGGGUAACUAUUGAAUUAUGGAUUAACACCGGAAGCGGUUAGAGUGGAUGCUUGAUCCCUUAUGUAUACUAGUGUUUUGUUUAGUCAACUGUCCUCAUAAUUAGGUAAUCUUCUCCGCUCGAUAUGGAUCAGUCGGAACAGAAAAGACUGAUUUAUGUAUAUAAAUUUUAUUCUCAAAAAGGUAUGCGCAGAUGUAUGUAUGUGUUUAAGACAAAAUUAUCAAUUUAGUUUAUUAAGUGUAUUUUUUGGUCAGAGAAAAUUAUCGAUGAGUUUCUUCUUUGCGAACGUUAAAAAACUAGAAAAAUCUGCUGCGAAUAACAAUAUUCGCAUACGGUAAAUAGAUGUUCGCGAAACAUUUCCAUCACAAGAAUAAUGUAUCAAAACAAAUCGGUGGAAUAAUGCUUGAGCAUACUGUCGAAAAUAUAUAAAUGGAUCCGAUCGAAUGGUUAAGACUACAUUGAUUAGAGCAAAUGAGCAAGCACACUAGCCCUAUUUUUUAUAUGAAAAUAAAUUUAAAACACGAACCGUUCCAGUGUUAAUACAGUCAUUUCGAAAUAUGUCACACUCAUCGCGAGACAAAUUCAUCCACUCAACUGUCUCGCUGUGUCACCCUUUCUGUUCUUCCUUCGUUGCCUCAACGUAGUUCAGUUCCCCAUAUCUGAUUACGUUCCCUAUGCUGAUCCAUUCGUUGGAUUUUCCCCCUGUACACUGUGUGUCUUGUUAACCCACAGGACCAGCAGUAGGGCAUCCCUUAGUGGCCAGCAGCGUCGCGAUGGCAACCGGUGUUGUUGCUGGCCUGCGAGGGAGACGUGACCAGGUGUUUCGGACCUACAGUCGAGGAUAGUGUUGCUGCUACUGCAACGCGGGCAGAUCGGUCAAUAUUCGCGGACCCACUCCGCUACCAGUGGGAAGGACGAGAAUCGGAGCCAUGUCAUCUGGGCUGCUAUCACCCCCAAUCCGGGCUUCCGACAGAAAACUAAAUAUUUGUUGUGAAUGUUCAAUAGUUCUGCUGAUUCUCUAAUGAUUUGUAGAUCAGAAUGAAGUAAAACAACAGCUCUUGUGUUCUCAAAAAUUUUUCGUUUGAACAUUUUUUCAAACAGCAGCAGAGGAAAGCCUGCUUUCCUCCGACACAGGCAGUUAUAGCAAGCGAACAUUGCGUUUUUUACAUUUUCGAUUUUAUUUUGUGGUUUCUUGUAUUACAAUUCUUUAAUUGGCGUUUGUUUAAAAGUACGAUUCCGUUAUACCACAAACGUUUGAUCUACAGUCCCACGACGGCUAUUCAAUUCAAAAUAGGUUUGAAUAAAGACGAAAACUUUGUAAGAUAAAGUCUGUGCUUCUCAGAAUUAUUCCAAAAAUAUAGAAUUACGAAAACCGUGUAUUUUCAUCAGUCAUAAUGUAUAACUCAGCUGCUAGGAAAAUGAGGCAAUUUUUACUCAAAAAACCACUGAUAAAUAGCAAUAAAUCCCGCAAAAAAGGGGAAAACUUUAUUCUUGAUUCCAUAAAUAGCAAAAUUGCUUCUACGCGUGUUAUUGGAAGAAAAACAGUUUAGAACAAUCAUUAAUUUAAUUCCAUGUGAGUGAAGAUUUUAGAUGAAUCUCCAAUGCCAACCUUUCCGUUUCAACUGUUUCAACUACUCAAAGUACUCAAAGUUAGUUAAUUUUUGUACAAAGAAAAAGCGGUGAGUUAAAUCGUCGCCUCACAUUUGUUGGGGAAAUUGGCGCAAUUAAAAAAAUAUAUUUUACCUCUCCCACACAAAAGUAGAGUUCGUUGUGAAAGCGAAACAAGACUUCGGUCGAAUCCCCUUAAAACAACAACAACGCCAAGAAGUUUCAGUUAUGUUGGAAUGUGACACGAUUAGAACAUUGUAAAUUCAUCAUUACUAUUCUGGGGUGAAUAGUUAUGGAACAUCCUAAAUCAUGUAUUAAAGGUUCUGAUGUAACUAUAUAAAUAAAUCCAUUACACUAUUGAAAAAAAAAACAGAAUGUUAAAUACACGAUCAAAAUUUUACCAAUGAAAAAUGCAUUCAUUUGUUCAGCAGAAAUAAACAAAAAAAAAGCCUGUAUUAUAGUUAAGCUAGUAGGAAAGUUUAACGAAUUAUGUGAGCAAAAGCAGUGAGUACCGAUCAAAUACUAUUAUCAGAUUAAUGUGGUAAAAGCCGAACUAAAUAAAUAAUAAUACCAAACUA